AUGACAAAGACAAUCGCUGUCAUCGGCGUGACAGGAAACCAGGGCUCAUCCGUCGCCCGUGUAUUCCUCGCCGAGCCCGGAUGGAAAGUCCGUGGCAUCGCCCGGGACCCGUCCAAGCCCUCUGCCCAAAAAUGGGCAUCCCAAGGCGUCGACAUCGUCCCCGGCAACCUGGACGACGUCAGCUCCCUCAAGCAAGCCUUCCAAGGCGCAAACGUAAUAUUCGGCGGCACAGACUUCUGGGGCCACCUCAACGACCCCGCCACGCAAAAGCUCGCCGCCUCGCAAAACCGCACGCCAAACGAAGUAGCAUACGACCGUGAGGUAUCCCAGGCGAAAUCCAUCAUCGAUGCCGCUGCCGCCAAUCUAACCACACUCGACCGUUUUGUACUCUCCACUUUGUCCGAAGCGAGGAAGUGGAGCAACGGGACGAUCAAGUGGAACUUGCAUUUCGAUGCCAAAGCCGAGGCGGUGAAUUACCUCAAGUCUACGUAUCCGGAUUUGCUGGCGAAGACAAGCUUCGUGCACUUGGGGUACUAUGCUAGUAAUUGGAAGUCGUUUAGUGGGAGACCCAUGAAGCAGGCGGAUGGGUCGUUUGUUGUUAGUUUGCCCAUGAGUGGGGAGAGGAAGAUACCCAUGGCGGAUCCGGUUGCGGAUACUGGCCAUUUCACCAAGGCAUUGGUCGAAUCGCCUCCAGGUAUUGUUCUGAGCGGCGCCGGCUCGUUCAUUUCGUUUAAUGAGUGGUGCGAAAUCUUUGGUCGCAUUAACAAUGUCAAAUGCGUCUUUCAGAUUAUACCUCGCAAGGCGAUGGAAGAGGCAAUGGGACCGAUAUACGGGCUUGAGAUUGCAGACAUGUUUGAGUACUUUGACAAGUAUGGGUUUGAUGGUGGGGCUGACGUUGUCUUUCCGUGGGAUAUGGAGGUCAAGGUCAAAUAUACGACGAUGGAGGAGUACAUGAAGGGUGAGGAUUGGAGUUCUGUGCUGUGA
Molecule: messenger RNA, 984 nt
Organism: Bipolaris victoriae FI3
Lineage: Eukaryota; Fungi; Ascomycota; Dothideomycetes; Pleosporales; Pleosporaceae
Exons: 3
Coding region: 1-984 (327 amino acids)
Source: RefSeq, a predicted model, not a curated record